GUGAACAACUUACCCUGCUGAGCUUUCUUUGGGGAAUACGUGCACCGAGAUUUAGAUCUGCAUGUACAAUCUAUACAAAGUAUCUGCCACUACAAGUCUGACUCUCCUCCCCGCCAGAACUGUUUUUUUUUUUUUUCCUUCUUUUCCUUUUCUCCGCUGUGUCAGAAAGAUCGAGACAGAACUAUCUCUGUUUCUGGCUCCACUGCCAGUGAAGGAGUUUUCAUUCAGACUUUCCGAAGAGAGGUGGAGGAACCUAAAGACUCAGGAGAAAAAGAGGUCCUUUGGGCCACAUGGGACAUUAGUUCUUCUGCUUUUCUCAGCAUGGAUAAACCCUUUCCUCAAGGAUUUUCUGAUGUGCCCUAAGGUCCAUGUAACUACGAGGGCUCUUUAUCACCGCAAGUGCCACCCUAACCCAAAACCACUCAGAACUCAAGAAUCAACACAAAAUGGAUGCCACAGUGACAGACGAUUUCCAACAAAUUCUGCCUAUUGAACAGCUGCGCUCUACUCAUGCUAGCAAUGAUUAUGUGGACCGUCCUCCUGUCCCCUGUAAACAGGCCCUCUCCAGCCCCUCCCUUAUCGUGCAAACCCACAAAUCUGAUUGGUCCCUGGCUACAAUGCCUACUGCUCUCCCCCGCAGUCUCAGCCAGUGCCAUCAAUUGCAGCCUUUGCCUCAGCACCUGAGCCAAUCUAGCAUUGCCAGCUCAAUGUCCCAUAGCACCACUGCCUCUGAUCAAAGGCUCUUGGCCAGCAUUACGCCCUCACCCUCAGGCCAGUCCAUCAUCCGAACCCAGCCUGGAACAGGAGCCCACCCAAAGGCUGAUGGUGCUCUGAAGGGAGAAGCUGAGCAAUCUGCAGUGCACUCCAGUGAGCACCUUUUCAUCUGCGAGGAAUGUGGGCGCUGCAAAUGUGUCCUCUGCACGGCAGCUCGCACUCUCCCUUCCUGCUGGCUGUGCAACCAGCGUUGCCUUUGCUCUGCUGAGAGCCUCCUCGAUUAUGGCACUUGUCUCUGCUGUGUUAAGGGCCUCUUCUACCACUGUUCCACUGAUGAUGAAGACAACUGCGCCGAUGAGCCCUGCUCCUGUGGGCCUGGCUCUUGCUUCGUCCGCUGGGCAGCCAUGAGCCUCAUCUCCCUCUUUUUACCCUGCCUGUGCUGCUACCUGCCUACCCGUGGAUGCCUCCAUCUGUGCCAACAGGGCUAUGACAGCCUCAGGCGACCAGGCUGCCGCUGUAAAAGUCAUACCAACACUGUGUGCAGAAAAAUCUCUUCUGGUAGUGCACCCUUCCCUAAGGCCCAGGAGAAGUCUGUAUGACCUUCCCACAAAAUGUAUCCAGAGCUUUCUCCUUCUUGCCCUCAUCAGUAAAGCAUUCACCUCAUCUUUGAAGAAGGGGAGAAGGAGUAAAGCAGCCAAAGUUAGGGCUUCACCAGUUUUGUUCCUGCAGUGUCAGGGGAAUGGUCGAGUACAUCCUGGUGCAGGAUGCCUUGUUCUUUCUCACAGUAUCUAUCCCCCUUCUCUUCAGCCUUUUUACACCCUGCCAUCUCAGCCCUUAUGGCUGUCAUGGCAAAUUCAGGUGAUCUAUAAGCAUGAGAGUUGGACACUGAGGACUGACAGAGCCAGCAACGUGGAGGUUUAGGGGCUCCCCAAUGUCAUGCCUCUCGAUGCAGGCUCUGAACGUCACUCUGCUUUCCACUGUGCCUUUGGAAACUUUCUUUUUAGAUGGUUUUCACAGGUCCAUGUGGAACAGCGUUCAAUAUUCCAGGGAAUCUGACACUUUCUCCCUGUUUACUACCCUUCUCUUCUUUAGUCUUCUCUCUUUCUCAUUUUGUCCUCUUCUUCUGUUACUCUGUUCUAUAUUCCUUACCACUUCAUUCUCACCCACUCAACUUUUAUUCUUCCUCUCUUUUGUUUCUCUCUCCUUCCCUCCCUCUCUCUCAGAUGAAUCCUUUCUCUGCCUUUAUUUCUACUUUGUUGCUCUAUCUUUGUCUCUUUCUACCUGCCCCUCUUUCUCUCUCUAACAUGUCAAAAAGUGCUGUUUUUCCAUAGGUGUUUAUUUUAACACAAAACUUUGCUAUGUUAUACUACUUACUAAUUUUUAUUAAGGGAAAUGGAUUACUGUAAUGAACUAAUCACUAGCAAUAGUGUGUGUGCACUCAUAACCACACUCACCAGUUUGUGAGCAUAUGAAUCAAAUUUAUCUUACAUUUCCAAGUUUAAUUCGUUGAAAUUUUACUCCCUUUUCCGAUAAUCAACUUACAGUACUGACAGAUUCCACUAGCAUGCUGAGUAGGGUAGUAAAUCAGGAUGCUCAUAACUUUGUAUGUCUGACCCAAGUGCCAAAGGCAGACGUGCUUUAUAGCUAAAUGAAUAAAGCAAAGGAUAUUACAGAGGUCUGUUCUCUCUUAGAAGCUAACUGCCCUGAGACUGCAUGGCUCAGGCCUUAAUAAUGGACAUAAAAAGUCAUAAAACUCUAGAGCUGGAAGGAAUCUUAACUGUUAAUCUAGUUCAAUGCCCUUAUUUUACAGAUGGGAAAACUGAGGCCUGGAAAUAGAAAAGGAUUUGCCUAAGGCCACACACUGACUGACCACACACUGAAUUGGGGCUGGAAUACAGGCCUUCUGACUCCUAAUUCAAUAUUCUCUACCCUGCACCACAUUAAGUCAUGGAAAAUUUCUACUAGGACUCUAAUAACAAUGACAGAAAGCCAUUCCCAUUCAAUUUUCAAGAAUCAUGACAAGCUAGUGUGGUAGUCUUUACGUGGUGCAUACUGGGUAGCAAAUUAACUACCAGACAUCGUGGCUGCCCCCAGUGGACAUAACCUUUGGCUCUGUCACCUUGUAGAAGCUCAAGUAUGGAAAAGAAGAGCUUAAGGAAACCUUAACAAGCUGUAUCUUCGCCAUUGCACCUACCCUUUGCUGCACACACUGUGCUUGCCCCUGGCUUUGCUUGAAAUGGUAGUUGCCUAAGAACCUAAAUUUCAGCACCAGUGGGAACCUGAGAUGAAAAAUGUAUAAUGCAGAGAACUGACUUCUCUUUUAAAAACAAUACCAAGAGCCUGCGCUGUGAAUCCCCUUCAAUGGGAAAAGGCUGCAGUGGCAAUGGCAGGCUACUAAGGACUGCUGCUAAAAGACACAAGAAUUAGAUACAGUUUCCCUCUGUAAGUGAAUCCAAAAUUCACUAAGGAAUUUGAAGAUUGAGGGCACUUGCUUGAAAUCAAGGUGCUCCAACUUAAUUUAAGACUUCCAGACUCUGUGUACCAUCAUCUCUUUACAGUGUGCAUGGAUAUGUAUUACAGGGUGGAGAGGUGGGGAGAAAUGUAUAGUCAUACACAGGGAGAAGAAGAAGGGAACAGCCAUGUCCCCUUGUUGGAUAUAUACUAUAGGAAUAUGUGCCACUCAGUCUCUGUUGGUUCUGAAUCUUCCUGAAGUGAACUGACAUUUGGGCUGCACAAAGCCUCUCACCUUCACUUUCACCUCUUCUUCUAGAAUUGCUUUGCUCUAUUUUUGUAUAUAUAAAUAUGUUAUGAUGAUUAUUAAUAAUGUUAGUGAUAUUGCUGCAAAUGGUGCCAUAUACAAGGUUUGGCUUCUUGGAACAUUUAUAAACCCAAACCAAUAUCUGUAAUCUCUUAUGUUGCUUUCAGGUCCUUCAAUUUUAAGUAACUUUUUUAAAAAAAAACCUUACAAGUCUGCCUGAUUGAACUUCGAACUUAUCCCCAGUAAAAGUUGUGCCCGGUUCUCUGGGUCAGGCUGGACGGUGAUGAGUAGCAACACACUUUUCCUCGCUUCUGCCUGAAAUCUGCUUAAAGCUGAGAUAUAUAAAGAUUCUUUGACACUAGUGUAUUGUUCCUGGAUCUAAAGUUAUUCUAUGGAUGUUUGCUUAUUAUUUUCAGGGCCCAAAAUAACAGAAGUCUCUCCUCCUUGAUAGUUCCUUGAUAUCCCAAUCCUGCAGUCCUUACUCAGGCAAAUUGUGCACUGCCAGAGGGGCCCUGGGCUCUGCCAUACACCCAGAGGAGCUCUUCUCAGUGUAUUUCUAAAUGGCCUUACACUUGGUAGAUGAAACUGAAGGGGUACUCAGAUGCAGUUGCAAUCUGCUCUCUGCUGCUGAGUUGCCGAGUUAGGGCUUUCAUUUGUGUCCAAGUUGGCCUGAUAUGGACUGCAUCUAGUUUACCUAUAGAUGGGUCCUGUUGGGGUACGCACAUGGACAUGUGAGUGAGUGUGCAUAUGUAUCCCCUCUGUGAGAUAUAUAUAUAUAUAUAUACACACACAUAUAUAUGUGUAAAUAUAUAUAUUCACACAUCUCUCUAUAUUUUAAUGUAUUGCACAUGUAUAUUUAAAAUAUAUACGAAAGAACUCUAAA
Messenger RNA from Camelus dromedarius (Arabian camel), 4355 nucleotides. It is a transcript of the gene SPRY3, whose product is annotated as sprouty RTK signaling antagonist 3. Gene Ontology annotation, cellular component: membrane; cytosol. The coding region runs from base 447 to 1313 and encodes 288 amino acids. The record is from RefSeq and is a predicted model, not a curated record. The transcript has 2 exons. NCBI's taxonomy places the organism in Eukaryota, Metazoa, Chordata, Mammalia, Artiodactyla, Camelidae. Gene Ontology annotation, biological process: negative regulation of Ras protein signal transduction; multicellular organism development; negative regulation of MAP kinase activity.